Molecule: messenger RNA, 1903 nt
Organism: Xenopus laevis (African clawed frog)
Lineage: Eukaryota; Metazoa; Chordata; Amphibia; Anura; Pipidae
Product: interferon-induced protein with tetratricopeptide repeats 5
Exons: 2
Coding region: 127-1563 (478 amino acids)
Source: RefSeq, a predicted model, not a curated record
AGCCACUAUGCUAGAAUCUCCUCUCUAUAAACAACAGCAGCAUCAGCAGCAGUCAGUCACUAUUCAUUGCAAGAGACUCAGAAGCACAAGCAAACUGGUUUCUUAACAAGCAACACAAGACAAACAAUGAGUGAGUCACAGGCUACACUGAAAUCUCAAUUGGAAGAGCUGAAGUGCCACUUUACAUGGGGGCUACAGGAAAAGUAUGCUGAUAUUAAAGAAGUGGAAGAAAGACUUAAUAUUCAACUGAAAUAUUUAAACAAGGAUCUUAAAGUGAGGGUAUAUAACCUGCUGGCCUAUGUAAACCACUUGAAUAAAGAUUAUAAAGAGGCUAUUGUUAAUCUCCAAAAAGCAGAGGCUAUUCUUCAGGAAUCUAAAGUAUUGGAGACCGACAUAAAAUAUCUGCUGACCUUCUCCAACUAUGCGUGGGUCUAUUACUAUCUUAAUGACACUGAAAGGUCCAAGCUCUUCAUUGACAAGAUAAAUGCCAUUUAUACACAAUCAAAAGGGCUCGAAGAUCUUGUGCAAUCUGAGACCAAUGGAGAACAAGGAUGGGCUCUGCUGAAAUUUUGUAGCCAAUACUAUGAGAAAGCAAAAGACUGUUUUGAAGAGGCUCUUAAAGCAAAUCCAGAUGAUCCUGAAUGGAAUAGUGGACUGGCAACUGUAGUUUGUCGGUUGGAGGAAUUCCGAGGUAGAGACGGUUCCGAUUUCAAAAGUUUGUCACUCCAAGUAUUGCAACGAGCAGUUAAGCUGAAUCCAAAGGACUCUGUAAUUAAGGCACUUUUGGCUUUGAAACUACAGCAGUUAAAGAGACAACAAGAGGCAAUGAAGUAUAUUAAGGAUGCCCUAGAAUUAACACCAGAACUUCCAUAUUUGCUUCGCUAUGUUGCCAAAUUUUACAGACGAGCAGGGAUGUUUGAGGAAGCUAUUGGAGUCCUGAAGAAGGCUGUAAGCUUAACUCCUACUUCUGGUUUUCUCCAUCAUCAGCUGGGACUGUGCUACAGACAAAUGCUUAUGCAAAAGAACAGAAGAGGUAAUGGCAGAAGUCCAGAUAUGCAAAACAUAAAGGAUCUAAUGGAAAAGGCCAUAUUUCACUUUGAAAAGGCGGUAGAAGAGAAAAAGUCAUUUCUACAUGCACAUUUUGAUUUAGCAGAUAUGUACGUCAGAUCAAAUCAACAUAAAAAAGCAGAAGAAACCUAUAAAAAGGCCACAGAGCUAACAACCACUCCUGAAUGCGAGAAACAACAAGCCCAUUUACAUUAUGGGGAAUUUCUGGAAAAAUGGAAGAAAUCUGAAGACGAAGCUGUAGAACAGUACAAGAAAGGGCUGCGGAUUCCUGUUCGGAAUAAACACAGGGAAGAGUGUGAGGCGUCUCUGAGAAGCAUAGCCAGACAGAGAUUAGCGAGAAACCCCAGGGAUGCUUCAGGGCUUGCUUUGCUGGGGUUCAUCAGUAAGGAAAACCAGGAUAAAUCAAAUGCAAUGAAAUUGUAUGAAAAAGCUUUAAGCAAUGAUCCAUCCAAUGAUGAAUAUCUGAGUGCUCUCUUUGAUCUGAAGAUGAUGUGAAGAAGAUUAUUUGAAGAUACCUGCAGUGCUACAUGGACAUAUAACCAUGAACUCAUUUAGUUUUGGUCUGUACUUUACAUAUUAGCAGUUAGCUCAACAUUUGCGCAGUUUACAUAUAAAUAAACAUAAAUAACAUGCAGAGUUGGGCCAAAUAGUAUGUGUGGCUAUGACUGUACUACUGUACUAUUUGUCCAUCUGUCCAAUUGCCCCUCACAGCACCCACACUGCCGACUGCUUCUCACUCCUCUGCCUGCUCUCCGCUCUCAUAUAAAAAAAAGUGCUUAAUGAUGUCAUUUCAGUCACAUGACUCACUUGAAGUUGUGUAUUAUAAUAAAUAACG